UAUAAAAAUGCAAGGAUUAAAGGUCAUUUAGAUGUAAUUAUCUCAAGACAAUGUACUCUUGAUGCAAAAUCUCUAAAGCUAUUUGCACUCUAUAGAUUUCAUUCGAUCCGCGCGUAUGAAAUUAAUUAAUUUCUUUUGUUUCAUUUUUAAAUCAAAAAAUAAUAUGGUACAAUUGGUAUUUAAAUUUUUUCUUCUACAUUUUUUUUAUUAUUCUAUUUUACAUGCUGAACCUAUUGUUAAAAUAGAACAAGGCAUUCUUAGUGGUACAAUAUUUGAAACAAAAAAUAAUAGACAAAUUUCUGCUUUUCUUGGAAUUCCUUACGCUCAGCCUCCAAUUGAUAAUCUCAGAUUUAAAAAUCCAUUGCCAGGGGUAAAAUGGGAAGGAAUUCGUUUGGCUAAUCAGGAAGGAAAUUCUUGUGCACAAGUUUAUUUCGAUAAUAAUAUAUAUGGCGAAGAAGAUUGUUUAUAUUUAAAUGUAUACACGCCAUUAUUGGAUUUUAAAAAUGUGAACGAAAAUAAAUUAUUGCCAGUUAUGGUGUGGGUACAUGGUGGUGGAUUUUUUUUUGGCAACAGUAGUCCAAAUGUAUAUGGUCCAAAAUAUCUUCUCGAUAAAAAUAUUAUACUUGUUUCAAUGAAUUAUCGUUUGGGAAUUUUUGGAUUUUUCACAACUGGCGAUUCUGUAGCGCCGGGAAAUUUUGGCCUCAAAGAUCAAGUUUUGGCCUUGAAAUGGAUAAAAAAAAAUAUCAAAAAUUUUGGCGGUAAUCCAAAUCGAAUUACAUUAUUUGGAGAAAGUGCAGGAGGUGCUUCUGUUAAUUUACAUGCACUAUCGAACGCAACUAAUGGACUUUUUCAUCAAUAUAUAAUUCAGAGUGGAAGUGCCCUGAGUCCUUGGGUUUAUCGCAGUAAAGCGGAAUAUAAACCAUUGAUAAAUAUAAUUGGAAAAAAAAUUGGUUGUCCUGAUACAAAUUCUCAACCACUUGUCGAUUGUUUAAGAAACAAAAGUAUUGAUACAUUAUUGAGGGCAAAAAAUGCACGUAUUGAAAAUUUUCCCAUACUAAUUUGGCUACCAACAGAUGAAUCAGAAUCAGAAGAUGCUUAUUUAACUGAUAGUCCUAAAAAUUUAAUGGCAAAAAAUCAAAUGAAAGAUCAUCCUUUUAUGAGCGGAACUGUCGUUAACGAAGGACUACUUGUAACGUUACCAAUGUACGCAAAUAAAACGCCAAUUGAACGAAUUCAAUAUCUUUUGGAAAGAUGUGUUAAUUCAACAUCGAAUCAUUAUUUGAAAUCAGAAGAUGUUAAAGAAUUUAGAAAUGCUAUUGAAAAUUUUUAUUUUAACACAUCAAUUAAUUCUGUACCUGAAGAUAAACUUGUGGAAAAUUAUACAAAUUUUGUGAGCGAUAGCGGAUUUUUAUAUCCACAAUCAUCAAUGAUGGAGAAAAUGUUAAAAGUAACAAAAAAACCAUUUUACUUUUAUUCAUUUGGUUAUUAUAGUUUAAAUAUGAAUAAAAUUUUUGAUCUUUUUGAUAUUAAAAAAAAUGUCGGUGUUCCACACGCUGAAGAACUUGGAUUUUUAUUCUCAACAAAUGAAACAAAUACAAUAAAUGAUAAUGAUGAAAAAAUUCUUAAUUUAAUGAUUGACUUUUGGACAUCAUUUGCCAUCGAUGGAAAACCAACUUCAAAUCUAUUAGAAAAUCCAAAUCUCUGGCAACCAUAUGUGGAAAAUAAUAGUUUCCUUCAAAUUGGAAAUAUUUCAAAUAAUACUGAUCCAACAGUCACUAUGGAUGAUAAUUAUUUUUCUCAUCGUUUAGAUUUUUGGCGAAAAGAAUUUCCAAUACUUUUGAGAUUUGUUUAAUUUAAAUUAAUAUUAAUUAGCCAUUUUUAAAUUAAUUUAAAAGACUAAAUGCACGUAUUGAAUUAAUUAACGUAUUUAAUUAAUUUAAAAAACUAAAAUUAAUUUAAAAUUAAUUUAUGAGAUUGAAAUUAGUGUAUUUUUGAAUGUAAAGUAAAUAAGUAAAAAGAAAGAUAAUUUCAAAAAUAAAAAAUUCAAAA
This is a messenger RNA of Leptopilina boulardi, 2049 nucleotides long. Its product is annotated as esterase E4-like. Lineage: Eukaryota; Metazoa; Arthropoda; Insecta; Hymenoptera; Figitidae. The coding region runs from base 116 to 1852 and encodes 578 amino acids. The transcript has 7 exons. The record is from RefSeq and is a predicted model, not a curated record.